Messenger RNA from Phytomonas sp. Hart1, 2751 nucleotides. The record is from the annotation of a GenBank genome assembly. Lineage: Eukaryota; Euglenozoa; Kinetoplastea; Trypanosomatida; Trypanosomatidae.
AUGCCCUCAUUUCGGGAGACAUCACUAAAAAAAGAAGCUGCAUCUGGCUAUGUAUCCCCAUUAUUGCAUCCUAAUGCUAAACAAUUAAAAGCCUCGAAAUCAAACGCAUCGUUGGUUAAAAGAUUUGCGAUAGGCACUAAACAAAAAUUAGUCAGACGUUCAAGUCUCUACAAGUUAGUCUUUUUCUUAUCAGUGGUUGGGUUGUCCCUGUGCUGGUUGACGAAUUGGCUCUCGCCCCACGAAUCCAAGGGGAAUUCCUCCUAUUCCAACCCGUCAGUGCGUCCUAAAAGUCACCCCAUGAUCACGCAAAUCAAACCCCCAAACGAAGGCCUGCCGCAGCAGAGCCCCGGAAGGGCGGACCGCGAGCGCGAGACCCGCACACCGCCGGUCGCACAGCCCAACCCCGAUAACCCCAACGCGGUGGUGGUGGUGGUUGGGGGAGGGCUGGCGGGCUGCGCCGCCGCGAUCGAGGCCGCGGAGCGGGGUGCGCGCGUGAUUGUUCUCGAAAAAGAGCCCAGGCUGGGUGGGAACAGCGCCAAGGCGACAUCGGGGAUCAACGGUUGGGGGACCGAUGCCCAGGUGGGUGAGGGGAUUCGGGACAAGGGUAAGUACUUCGAGCGCGAUACCUAUUUGUCCGGCCGCAAUGGCCAUUGUCAGGCGGGGCUGGUCGCGAUGCUCUCCGUGAAAAGCGCGGAUGCCGUGAGGUGGUUAACGCGCUGGGGGAUCGUCCUGACGAGGCUCACACAGCUUGGCGGGCAUCGCUGCAAACGAACCCACCGCGUGCCCGAUCGCGAGGACGGCACCCCCGUCCCCGUCGGCUUCACCAUCAUGCGGGGGCUGGAAACCCACCUCCGCGGCGAGCUUCAGGACCUCGUGAAGGUCGAAACGACCGCCCGCCUUUCGCGGCUGGUGUACGAAUCCGUGGUGUUGCCAACCGGGGAGCGCGCGAGGGUGAUCCGGGGUGUGGAGUAUCAUCGGACCACACCAAACGCGGGCGAGGAAAAGUUUCAGGUGGCCACAAACGCCGUCGUCCUCGCCACCGGAGGGUUCGCAAACGACCACACUACCACCUCACUCCUGCACGAAUACGCGCCAAACCUCCUGAACUUCCCCACCACGAACGGGGUCUGGGCUACUGGGGAUGGCGUCAAAGCAGCCCGGGAGCUCGGGGCCGAGCUGGUGGAUAUGGAUAAAGUGCAGCUCCACCCUACCGGGAUGAUUAACCCGAAGGACCCGCAGGCGAAGACGCUUUUUCUCGGGCCGGAGGCGCUCCGUGGGUCUGGGGGCAUUCUGUUGAACAAAAAAGGCGAGCGCUUUGUCAAUGAGCUUGGCCUGCGCUCCGUCGUAUCCCAAGCCAUCAUCGCCCAAGGCGACGAGUACCCGAACUCGCAGGGCCGCAGAUUCGCUUAUUGCGUUCUCAACAAAGAUGCUAUGGAGCUCUUCGGUAAAGGCGCUCUCGAAUUUUACUGGAAAAAGAUGGGUCUUUUUCACUUUGUGGAGAAUGUCCACGAUUUGGCGGAGCUCAUCGGGUGCGAGGAGUCUACCCUGCUUCAGACUCUGCGGCACUACAACGAUCUCAGCUCGUCCAACGGGACGUGCAGGCUCACCGGCAAGAAUGUCUUCCCAUGCGUUCUGGGGCCGCAUGGUCCGUUUUACGUCACCCAUGUCACCCCAUCCAUUCACUACACAAUGGGUGGCUGUCUGAUUUCACCUUCGGCGGAGAUUCUCCGUGUGGAUCCGACGAAUCCUUCCGGGGGGCCCCGUCCUAUUUUGGGGUUAUUCGGCGCCGGCGAGGUCACCGGUGGAGUGCAUGGUGGAAACCGCCUCGGCGGAAAUUCCCUGCUGGAGUGCGUCGUUUUCGGCAGGAUCGCCGGCGAACGCGCCGCGCAGGCUGCCUUGGAGGUCCUCCCUGCGCAAGAUCCGGGAAGCUUCCGAGGGAAUCCCGCCACAACGUCCGCGAGUUGGACGCGAGGGAGGGCCCAACUUCUCCUACCGGACGGCCUCACCUCGGGCGAGGUGGGAACCAGGCCAGAUAGGGGCUAUCAACUUGUGAUCACCCUCCCAAGCCCAUUCCACACCAGCGGGCUGGCGCUGCUUCAGCCCCUUGUGGUACGGCCCGCCUCCCCGGGCUCCGGGGCGCUGCCGCCCUUCCGAGGGGUGCCCCUGACCCUCCCGGAGGAGCUGGGGACGGUGUCUAUACCCUUGCCAUCCCCCACACCACCCGGGGAGGCGGCACCGGCCUGGGUCUACGCCCUACAACCCGGGGACGAAGUGGAACUGCAAGCGGGGCCGAUCGAAGCCCCGAUCCACACUCUCCACAACCGCCUCAGCCAACUCAACAAGGAAAGUGGGACGAAUCUCGUCAUCAUUGCCGCAGCCCCGGAGAGGGUCAACCCUAUGCUGCAGCUGCUGCGAGCGUCUUUGCUGCACCCGUUACGGGAAAAGCUGGAUAAUGUUCGGCUUUUGUAUGCCACGAAAGAAAUAACUGAAAUGAGUCAUCUGGGUAUUUUGAACGAUCUCUGCCGCGAGAGGGUGGAGUGUCUGUUCGCACUCGACAACCCACCACCAAAGUGGACUGAAGAAGUGGAAAUGGAUGAAUCCACAGUGAAAACAAUUCUUUCGUCUGCCGCAGACCCAAAUCAAUCCAUCAUAGUUGUAUUGACUCAACAAGCUGAGAAAAUAAAAAUGUUAAAACAAAUUCUUAUGGAAAAACGGUUUGAGGAGGGAAUCAGCUCAUUCAUCAUCACAUAA